Messenger RNA from Ooceraea biroi (clonal raider ant), 2517 nucleotides. RefSeq lists its product as uncharacterized. NCBI's taxonomy places the organism in Eukaryota, Metazoa, Arthropoda, Insecta, Hymenoptera, Formicidae. The record is from RefSeq and is a predicted model, not a curated record.
UCUACUCGCAGGAAAUCCUCCGCCAAAGAAAAGUAUUUCGCGAUAACACGCGUUGCCGCGCGUCGACAACUGCGCGCCAUUAACGGGACGAAGAAGAAGAAGCCGCGCGUCGACAACGUGAUUAAUUAACGCGAUUAACUACUCGCGGACGAGUUUCAUGUCGAAGUAACGCGAUGGAUUCCUGCGACGACCUAUUCGCUAUCAGCGACGAGGAGAUGUCAUCGCCGGUGCAGACCGUGCACGUGCAGUCGAAUCCCGUCGAGGAGCACCUGUUGAAACAGUUCGCCGAUGUCCAGAACCGAAUUGAUAGCGCGACGAACGAGAUCGUGGAUAUGAAGGCGACCACCGCGCGCAUUUUAAAUGCUCUACAGUGGCGCGCGCUCUACGGCGAGGAUCCGAGUUCAGAUUCCGACAGUGACUUGUACACUGUAGAAGGAGAACCUAUCACACGGAAGCAGAAGAGUCACGGAAUCAGUGAUGCGGAGAAAAACUUGGAGAUAGUCUCGCAGUGGCAGUGUGUUCUUCAAGAUAAGUGGAUUAUUGGAGUAGAAUUGCAGAACAGGUCGCGUUGGAAAUUGAUCAACCUCAGAUAUUAUCCACACGUGCGAGAUCAGGUGGAGAUUUGCGGCGAAUCGAUGUUUUGGAAAUUAAAUGAGAAUCGGUGGGAAAAGAUCGAUUCGAUCUACCCUCGCGCGGUUCACGUCGUAGCGGUGAUCGUGCUUGAUCUGCCGACGUUCGAUCGAGGACCGGUCGUCGAAUGCUGGGGCACGAUUUCGUACAAGAUCGAUGAGACGCAAUUACAGAUGCCAGUGCCAUCAAUACAGCUCACCACUGCCGAAACGAUCGAUAUAUCGUGCAUAAAGCUCUUGGACGAGAACCAGCAUAGCGCGAUACUCGCUCUGAAAAGUACAUCCAACACAGAAAGGACCGUUAACGUUCUAUUCUCGAGAGAGGAUGAAGAUGGAUCUAGAUCCGAGAAGGAACAGUUAUUCCAUUUCUUGGCUACGAAGUCUUUCUCGAAAGUUUACAGCGACGUGUUCUUGGUGAAAGAGCACGGCUCUCUGAUGUAUUGUUUGGUCGAAGUUCAAUCGAUCGGUGACAACCACGCGAGCCUCAGAAUCUUUACCAGAUCUGUCAACCAGCUGAACAUAGUUUUGCAUCUGUUGCGAGAUGAAUUUCCGAAUGUGUCCGUUGUGGAGGAAGUCGAUAGUUGCGUUGAGGCUGCAAUGGCUCUGAUACGGGAGUUAGAAAUGGUUCGCGACAAGAAGAGCGCUCUCGAGAUACAGGAAGCGAAAGUAAUAACGGACUUACUUAUUCCUUGAGUGUGUCAUUUUGUAAUGCGAAAUAGAUUCCAUUUACUUAUCCACUGUUGUUACCUCUUUAAGAUUGUUUCCUCCCCUUGUGAAAUGCAAUAUAAUUUUGUAUUAAUAAUUAAUAAUAUCAUAUAUAAAUAUGUAUCAUAAUGUGAUAUAAUGUAAUACAAAGGUCGAACAUAUUUUUGUAAAAGAUCAUGCGAUAGAGAUUAAUACUGACUAAAUAGACAAUCAUAUGUGAAUUAAGUUUUUCGUUAUCUUACUGUGAUAUUACAUUUUACCAUUCUAAAUAUUAAAAUAUAGGCUCAGUAAAAAAAAUUAGUUAUACUAUUGUUUUGCUUUUAAAGGAUCUAUUACAAUUACGAUGAUUUUAUUCUUACAAAGUGCAAGCUGACGAAUGAAUAUAGGGAUCGUUAGACGUUGUCAAAGUUUUGAAAUAAUUUAUUUUGUUAAACUAUAUAAAGCACAUAUUCGUAACAUAUAUACUGUAGUGAGUGGGUAGUGAGUGAUCGGAAUGACAGAGUGAGUGAGCGAGUUAGUGAGUCAAUAUGGGUCCAGUAGACCUCGCUGAGCACUUUCGAUAAAAAAUAUCAUCGCUACGACCAGUGUGUAUUAACGUCAACAAUUACAUACGAUAUAAUUCUCUCUUCGAUACGUAUGUAUACAAUCGCUUCAUUACAGAUAUCACUUUAUGUAUAUAUACUUGCCGUGUCUCGGCCGUCUCCCGUUGUGUCUCGACUGAUUUACGCGUCGCAAUAGCAUGUAUACGCCUACAUGUUACGAUUCCUGCAUUGUAAAAUCGAUAACGCCUUCGCUGUUGAUUAAGAUUAAAUGUAAAGGGACACGCAGCAGCGGCGAGACGUGAGACUUCUGUCGAGAUACCAGCUAUCGCGCUUCGUAAUUUAUGGGUUGAGUUGGUAACGAAAUGUUGCAGCGUGUGCCCAUCCGCGGACUCGGAUCUUCUUUUUAUUUUCAUUUCAUUAAUGUCUCAUUACGAUAUUCUAGCGGAGCAGUUGACGCCAAUUCCGUUGACAAAUUUGACGCGACAUUAAUGCGUGCGUGUAUUAAUUAACUGAUACCAGAGUCCCGUUAAUUAUUAUUGGAAGUAAGCGGUCAUUUAAUUUCUGUUUGUACUGUUUGUAUAUUAUGCGAUCCUUUAACCGACUUUUCGAGGGACAAGAAUAAAAAGUUUCUUUUUUUAUUA